This is a messenger RNA of Amoebophrya sp. A25, 1710 nucleotides long. The record is from the annotation of a GenBank genome assembly. NCBI's taxonomy places the organism in Eukaryota, Dinophyceae, Syndiniales, Amoebophryaceae.
UAUUGAUCCGAGGUUGCCACUGGAAACCCGCAAUAAGAUGCAGCAGGAACAAGUCUCGAAAGCCGCUGUCUGGCAGACGGAAAUUAAAGUGAAGAAGUAUGGCUGAACAAGAGAACGUGUUACUUUCCAGAUUUAAAUUGUAUAAGCAAGAAGUACAAGGGGAAGUGCAUGUUUCUUCUAUCAAUCUCCCGUACUAUAAUAGUGGUACUACCAUGGCUGAACCACGAGAGAACUAAAAAGUAGUAUUUCUUGUAGGUAGUGAAGAAGUAUGGCUCCUGAACAAGAGUUACAACUAACUAAAAGUAGUAUUUCUUCUUCUUGUAGGUACUAGUACUUGUUGUAGAAGCUAUACAUAGGUAUGCUGCAUAGUGACUUCGUAAUACUAUAGUUAUCCUCUAAGUGGUCGGACAACUUGUACUUGCUAUCAAAAACAAAAUCAAUCUCUUGAUGUAUAGUACUCCUUAAGUAGAACAGCAAGUGCAACCGCAAGCGCAAGCAAAACAAGCGUAUUACACUUGAUUUGUAACUUCAUCCCAAGGGCCUUUCAUUGCGCAGCUCGCGAGAACGAUUUCAAGGAGACGCAGCAGUUGAUGAGGGCCAAAUUGGAGAAGGAGCUAGAGUUAAGGCUGCCGCUAAUCCAUCUUGAGAGGCGUCCACCUCAGUGGGUUCUCAAUGGGACGAAAAGGUAGUCAACACCAUAUCGUCCUUGCUUGGAAGAUCAUCCAUGUCCUCCCUAGCACCAUGAUGCUUGGUUCUUCUUUUUCAACUUGAAAUAGAACCCUCCAAGGAUAAUGCUCUACUUAAGGAGGAUGAAAUGGGAAAACGAUACUCAGGGUGUAUGUCAAGAUGGAUUAAUAGGGUGCCUCUAAUAGAGGACCAAAUGAAGCGAACCUCUGAACAGAACGAGAAAAACCCACUGGACAACGCCAAGGACUUGGAGGCCGCCAGGUUGGAGAAGAGGAAAGAGGAGAUUCGGAAGAAGUUUUAUGAACGUUUUCCUCGAGGUGGAGGUGGACCACAUUUGUUUUUGUAGACGUAAAAUGAACGUGCGUGAAGAUGUAAUCCUAAUCAUAAUUGUUCCACAUUUACAACUCUGUACCAUUUACAUAGCCAUUCAAAAGUGGUUUGUUUCGCCUUGCGCCUUUCAUUCCUCGAUGCAAGAAACUCGUGUCAAAGAGCUUGGCUUAGCUGCAGCAGCAGAGGACAACCUCAACACUACUGCUGGCACGCUGACGCGCGUGAUCACGCUCUAUAUGAAGCCGCCUGCAGGAGUGACUGGAAGCAGUAGCGUUAUGAGAAAAGAUUGUGACACCCAUUGCGUAUUAGAGUCGUCUUGUUGUUUUUGAUCUUCAUCAAAUUUCAGCAUCGUCCUUAUAUUUCGUUAGAAACUCACCAUGAUGAAAUCACCGUCUUGGGGCAUAGUUACCUGACAACAUGAACAUAGUAACCAUGAUCUCGGAACAUGUAGCUAUCAUCUUGGAACAAGACAGUUAUCUAUCUUAGACUUACUAGAAGUAGAACAUAGUUAAGUUAGUUAAGUAAUAGAACAUCAUAGUUAUUAAGUAAUAAUAAUAUCUGAAGAGGACAGCACGACGAGUGAGAGUCCUCUAAGAUCCGCCUGAGUAACCUCACACCUGCCGCUGCCAUCCAAGAAAUGCUGAGUGGGGAGACAGGUGGGAAGUUUUACUCCAGUAUGUCACAGGCCAUGGC